This is a messenger RNA of Dissoconium aciculare CBS 342.82, 1398 nucleotides long. RefSeq lists its product as uncharacterized. The record is from RefSeq and is a predicted model, not a curated record. Lineage: Eukaryota; Fungi; Ascomycota; Dothideomycetes; Mycosphaerellales; Dissoconiaceae. Gene Ontology annotation, cellular component: nucleus. Bases 95 to 1153 code for a protein of 352 amino acids. The transcript has a single exon. Gene Ontology annotation, biological process: regulation of cell cycle.
UGGAAAUUGAUUUCAAGCCAACUCGUCCAGCGAAUUUGCGAACCUUGUCCGCCUUCUUUGAUAUUUAGAGUAUCGCCCAACUUCAUCACCUGAGAUGGCCGGCUCAAAGCAAGAAGAUACGGCAGCACUUGGUCGAACCAUAGCCUCAGCGCAGGCAUUACUAUCACAACUCACCACAUCUUCGGAAACAACGAUCACGCAAACGAUACCCUCCCCGCCUAACGCCCUUCAUGUUGCUCGAGACUCUGCAAAGCUACUCAAAGCCCAUGUCACUAAGAUUGCGCUCCUCGCUACCAACAAGCCAUUCACGCCUUCUGCAAUAACGAAAGUCCUCCGUGAACUCAGUGGGACCUGUCUGCCAGCAAUGAUGAGUGCAGUACAGAUCUGCCAGCAGGAGAAGGAUACGUGGGGCGCGACCAUGGGCACAGAGAUCCGAACUCGAGUGAAGCGAGCAUUUCGAGAAGUUGAGGGGCUGCUUGCAGAGGUUCAGUCUAUUGCGGACGGCCACGGCUCGGUGGCCGGCGGAAGGAGCAGUCUGAGUGCGACAGGCGUUGUGUGGGAAGCGUGUGAUGCGCUUAUCGAAUUGGAGAGGCUGGGAAUCGCUGGUCUGGCUGUGAAGAAGGCGGAACAGUAUCGGGAUACCAUCAAAGAUGCGAUUGCGGAAUUACAGGAAUGGCGCGAGGGCGAGGAUUUAGACUCUGAAGGACGUGGAGACGUGCUACUGGACAGUGAUGAUGAAGGCGUUGAUGGCGACAACGACAGCAUCGAGGACAUCUUCAAUGCGGCAAACAGCAUGCCUAAGGACCGGCCAGAAUUGCGCGAACUUGUCCAAGAUGCGGAGGGCAGACUGAAGAAGGUAGUUCUGCUGUACACGGCGGUCAUCAAACGACGGCUGAAGACCUUCGUUUCCGUUAAUGCGCAUCACACCGCGGGCCGCUUAGACGAAUUACUCAUACACUUGACGGCCAUCCCAGAUCUGAUCGAUGAGCUCGCAGGCUCUUUCUACGAUCUAGAUGAGAAGCAAGCCAAGUCUAGGCUGGAUAGGUGCAUCUUGGAAGCUCGAGGCGCUGGCAGUGUAGCGGCGCUGAGUUGGAAGGGAGAAGAAGAUGAGUUUACGGCCUGGCAGAAAAAGUGGGAGGCAGCUAUUGGAUGAUCGUGAAUCAAUACACAGUCGUAAAUUGAACGCCCUCAUUUGAUACUCAAUGCUUGAUGAUUUAUGCGUAUGGGACAGGGCUUUGCACCAAGUAUGGCGAAUCUGGGAGUGAGUCAGGAUACAACUUCAAGCGUCACAAGGGUGUGAGACAACAGGCCCGUGUAGUGAACGGUGCUUACAAUUGGCAGCGUAGAUGAAACGGCCUCACGACCUAUAUACAUGCUCACAAUCACCGAUGCCACAAC